Messenger RNA from Eurypyga helias (sunbittern), 704 nucleotides. RefSeq names its product PHD finger protein 7-like. The transcript is spliced from 6 exons. Gene Ontology annotation, cellular component: nucleus. The annotation marks the transcript as partial. Lineage: Eukaryota; Metazoa; Chordata; Aves; Eurypygiformes; Eurypygidae. The record is from RefSeq and is a predicted model, not a curated record.
AUGGUGCGCACCAAGUCUGCUCGGAAGCGGAAGGCCCCUGACUCGAGGGAGCAGGCAUGCAUGCUGUGUGGCCGGGCAGAGGCUGACCCGGAUCUCUGCGGGCGCAAAAUGGAGAAGCAAGACAUCUGCGCCCAUGAGUUUUGCCUGUUUUUUGCCAAUGAGAUUUUUCAUCCUGGGUGUAAGGAUGGGGUGUUGCUUAAGGAUGUUCGACGGGCAAUCAAGCGGGCAGCAAGGAAGCACUGCUUCGUCUGUGGCGAGACCGGGGCCGCCAUCACGUGCCAUGAGACGGGUUGCGACCGCAGCUUCCAUCUCCCCUGUGCUGUGGAGGGUGGAUGCGUCACCCAGUUCUUUGGGCUCUACAGGUCCUUCUGCUGGGAGCACCGGCCAGAGCAGGCAGUGGAGGCAUCUCCGGAGGAGAACACCCCCGGCCUCAUCUGCCUGGAGCCGGUGGAGGAGAACAAGUCCUACAGCACCAUGGUGUGCCCAGCCUGCAAGCACGCCUGGUUCCACAGGGGCUGCAUGCAGAAACAGGCUUUGCACGCUGGCUUCUCCAGCUUCCGCUGCCCACAUUGUCAAAAUGAAUACCGAUUUCUUAUGGAAAUUCUCACCAUGGGGAUCCGAAUCCCCUUCAGAGCACCAUCAUGGGAGGAAAACGGUGCCUAUGAACAAUUAUAUGAGAGGCACAGCCGCUGCGAUGCCUGCCA